AUGUCCAACACCGAUCGUAUGCAGGAAAAAGAGCACGAAGGCAAGCAGAAAAGCAGCACAGCAGGGGGCACAGCAAAAACAGCACGAAACGUCCCCCUCCCCUCAUACAACUCACCAGCUUGCGAGAACGACGGAUCAGGAGGUGAAUGUCGAAUACCGAAUACCGAGAACGACACUGGGCGCUACACACAGACGAACGUGCCUAACGCCCAUAUCGUGAAAUCACGGGACCCUGGUUUUGCGGCACACAGCAAGAAACAAGGGAGGAUAUACAAGGUUGUGAGCAGCACCGUCCAGUUUAAAGAAAAUCCAAGCCAUGACUCGACGGUCCCCAAGGCCAGAAUCGUUUGA
This is a messenger RNA of Serpula lacrymans var. lacrymans S7.9, 351 nucleotides long. RefSeq lists its product as uncharacterized. NCBI's taxonomy places the organism in Eukaryota, Fungi, Basidiomycota, Agaricomycetes, Boletales, Serpulaceae. The transcript is spliced from 2 exons. The record is from RefSeq and is a predicted model, not a curated record. Bases 1 to 351 code for a protein of 116 amino acids.